GUGUGUCAUUCACGUUCCCGAACAUUCGAGAUAUUUGAAUUCGACCAAUGAGAGUAUAUCAGCUGUUCCUGUAAAUUCUAGAGCUUUCUUGUGCAGAAACAGAUACGUAUAAAAACAAAGGUAGAUCGCCUGGAUUCAGUAUAACCGAAUUGUCAACUGUGAAGUGAAGUACUAAGUGUUUCUUCGAAAAGUAUUUAAAUAGUCUUGUUCAAGAGAGUGAGAAUUCGUUAGUGAUUUGAAGAAAAAUAUUUUAAAAUGGCAUUUCUUCCAAUAAUGUUUGGUUCAAACAACUGGGGACCUCAUAUUCGUUGCCCUCGUCGCUACCGGAAUGAUUUCGUCGGGGACAUUAUAACACCCCUAGCAAUAAUGCAAGCUAUGUUGGAUUCAGAAAAUGAACAAGAUUCAAAAAAUGUGAGUUCAACCCUCCAACAGCGACCGGCGUCGGCGGUAACUAUUGAUAAAAAUAAAUUCCAAGCCAAUUUUGAUGUGCAACAUUUUAAACCAGAUGAAAUUACUGUCAGAGUAGCUGACAAUUAUGUUACUGUCGAAGCUAAACACGAGGAAAAACAAGAUGAACAUGGCCACAUAUACCGACAUUUCAUCAGAAAAUACAAAUUACCAGAAAAUUGUGAUUCGAGUAGAUUAGAAUCCAGGUUGUCUACAGAUGGAGUUCUAACAGUAGUCGCUCCUCUUGUGGGGGAUAAAACCGAGCAGAGAACCAUUCCGAUAACUCAAACUGGCCAACCGGUUAGAACAGCCGAAAAGAAAAAACCGGAGGAAGAAAAACCAAUGGAGUAAAUCGAGUUUUUGAAAAAUCUCUUUUGUUAUAAGACUGUUUUUGCUGUAUUACGUAUUAUUUCCUAACUAGUUUUAAAAAAAUAAUUUAAGUUUUUUUUUAUUUUGUUAGUGUUUAAAUUUUUCUAUAGAAAAUGUAAGUUUUUUUUUAAAUUUGUAUUACAUUACACUACUAUGAAUGUAACAAAAAUUCAAUAAAAGUCAACUUUGAAUCA
This is a messenger RNA of Diorhabda sublineata, 1010 nucleotides long. RefSeq names its product alpha-crystallin A chain-like. Gene Ontology annotation, molecular function: protein folding chaperone. NCBI's taxonomy places the organism in Eukaryota, Metazoa, Arthropoda, Insecta, Coleoptera, Chrysomelidae. Bases 256 to 798 code for a protein of 180 amino acids. The transcript has a single exon. Gene Ontology annotation, biological process: response to heat; protein refolding. The record is from RefSeq and is a predicted model, not a curated record.